AUGCCCGAAGAAGGAGAUGAGUUUAUUCACGAAGCAUCUACGGAAUUCGUCCAAAUAUCCCGCGAAGAGCUUGAAGAAAUAUGGGCACAGGCCAGCAGGAGCUUAGUACCAGCAGCGACCAGUCUACAAUCGACGGUUCCAUCAUCAUCGUCGAAACCGAUCUUCACUAAGCCUGGCGUUGCCAGGAAAUUCGAAUUCAAUUUAAGCGUCCUUAAUAUUUUGACUCCUCUGAUGGACCGACUAUUGACUGAUCCAAAAGUAUUCGUUUUCUACGGCCGGCACGCGAGAGCGGAAAGCAUGCAAACUACUAAUCCUAUUCUGGCAGCUUUCUUAAGAGAAAAGAAAAAGAAGGAAGAUAAGAAACCUGCAGUCCCACGCACAGCAGCGUCGAAGACUAGGACGCACCCGUACAUGCCUCCUAGUCAGCCUUUUCGAGAAGAAAAGUGCGUGGAAAGCAGUGGUCACUGCUAUCGUAAGGAAUUACAACUAGGGACAGCCUCGAUGUAUACAUGGGCGUUAAAUCAAGCAGAAAGAGAUGAGAUCAUAGACAACCAUGACAAGAUGUCCUCUUCAAUUAAUCUCCCACAAGAAUUAUCCGGCUCAUCCAGUUCGGCUAGAGAACUCUUUGAUAUAUUAUCAGGGCUACAAGCUUUUUUGGGUUACCGCUUCAGCGAGGAAGUUGUCUGGCACUGCGACAGCCAGGCAGCCAUCGCUAUACUAAAGAAGGGCGGCAGGGAACCUGAGCUUCAACCUCUUGCCCAACACAUUUGGAAACUUUCCGAUAAUUUACAUGUGAAGAUAGAAUUCGUAUGGAUUUCACAAGAAUUCAACACAGAGGCUGAUGAAGCCUCUAAUGAGAUUGAUUUAGAUGACUGA
Molecule: messenger RNA, 876 nt
Organism: Necator americanus (New World hookworm)
Lineage: Eukaryota; Metazoa; Nematoda; Chromadorea; Rhabditida; Ancylostomatidae
Exons: 5
Coding region: 1-876 (291 amino acids)
Molecular function (GO): nucleic acid binding; RNA-DNA hybrid ribonuclease activity
Source: RefSeq, a predicted model, not a curated record